Molecule: messenger RNA, 5428 nt
Organism: Astyanax mexicanus (Mexican tetra)
Lineage: Eukaryota; Metazoa; Chordata; Actinopteri; Characiformes; Acestrorhamphidae
Gene: slc50a1
Product: solute carrier family 50 member 1
Exons: 6
Coding region: 124-786 (220 amino acids)
Biological process (GO): carbohydrate transport
Cellular component (GO): membrane
Molecular function (GO): sugar transmembrane transporter activity
Source: RefSeq, a predicted model, not a curated record
CAAACACGGAAGCGGAGAGUGAAGGAGGACGUCAGCAGCGCUGGUGUUUCUGCUGCUCUGGAUUCUGGAUAAAGUUUAUUUAUCUGGUUUUAAACUCACAUAUUUUUACUUCUUUUUCGUUCUAUGGAUUUUCUGCAGUUUCUAUCAUGGGCCUGCAUCGUGUUUACGGUCGGCAUGUUCUCCACGGGACUGACCGACCUGAAGAAAAUGAGAGCCACUCAGAGUGCAGAUAGCGUCCAGUUCCUGCCCUUUCUCACCACCUGUUUAAAUAAUUUAGGUUGGCUGUAUUAUGGUAUAUUAAAAAAGGAUGGGACGCUGAUGGUUGUGAACGUCAUCGGAGCCUCCCUGCAGAUCCUGUACAUCGUCACCUACUUCCAUUAUACCAAAGACAAGAGGCGUGUGUCUGCGCAGACGCUGGCGAUGGCGGGUGUGCUGGGCGUGGCCUGGGUGUAUUUCGGUGUGAUGCUUCCUCAUGGAGAAACUCAGCUUUCACAGCUCGGCCUCUUCUGCAGCGUCUUCACUGUCAGCAUGUACCUGUCACCCCUGGCUGACCUGCUGGAGAUCAUACGCACUCGUUCUGUGGAGCGACUGUCCUUCUCUCUUACCGUUGCUACGUUCUUUACUUCAGCCUCAUGGACGCUGUACGGCCUUCAACUUCAAGAUUACUACAUAAUGGUGCCCAACACUCCUGGCAUUGUGACGAGCCUCAUCCGCUUCUUCCUGUUCUGGAGGUUUGGAGCUGUCAGUCAAGACAAGCCAUCCUAUAAACUAAUCCAGCAGAUCUGAACAGAUCUCAUUUUAAUCACUAAGUGCCUUCCCAUGUCCACGCCCACUUUCGCCCGACUUUGGGUUUACCUCAUAUCCUGUCCUUAUAUCCUCUUCACCAGUUUUCAGAGUUUUAAUUUUACGUACGAGAGCGGGUGUAUAGAGGGUAAGUGUGGUGUGGCCAUUUUUCUGCUCUUCUGGGUCUAGCUGUUCCUGCCACCUUUUUUAUUAUAAAACCACCAAUGGCUUUUCCAGUUUCCUACUUUUUCUAUAUGUGUACAAACAAAUCCCACCACUUUUCAGCUCUAUCUCUUAGCUCAUGAUCUAUUUGAAGGAGAAAUGGAAAAAGAAAGCUUGGGAUUACGUGCAAAAGCCGAGCUUUUUGGCAGCCAAACUUGAAAUGCGCUGUUUGUUACACAAACAGGUCAAACGGGCUUUUUUGGAUUGAUUGCCAUUUUUAUUCCUGUUUAAUCUCGUUUAUUCUUGUUACUCUAACUGUCCGAACAUGAGAUUCAUAUUUUUUUCCCCGUGUAAAUGCCUUACUGUGAAGAUCGGCCAGUCGGAUAUCUGGUGGAUGUUUCAGAGACUGACCCACAGACCCUCAGACCUUCUUCUGAAUGUAUGGACUGAACCAUAAUCAUAAUCAUUACAGAGCUGAAGCUGAUCUCAGACCAGAAGGUGGAACCCGUGAUUGGAAGCUCACGCUCGGCAGCUUCUUGUUUUUUUUUUGUCGUUUUUUUUUUUCGUCGCUGGUUUCACUCCAGACACACCCACGGACCUGAAAUAACUUAUCAGGUGUGUUUGGUUUAGUUUGGACUGGAGCAAACAAGCCCACACCCAGUGGAGGUGUGGAGGUGCGGAGGUGCGGAGAUGUGGACGGGGUUAAAGUCAUGCGCUAAUGUACUCGAGUAUCUGUGUACUUGUGUGCUUGUAGGCCUGUCAUGAUAAUUAAGUUAUCAACAUAUCGUACAAUAUACGGACAAUAUACUAGUGCAUCUCAAAAAAUUGGAAUAUCAUUGAAAAGUAACUUUAUUACUUUAUUUACAGCCAACGAAAACCCAAAAAUCAGUCUUACAAAAUUAGAAUGUUAAAUAAGAACAAUUGAUACUUUUGGCAGUGUGUGGGCAGUGUGCCAAGUCAUGCUGGAAAAUGAAAUCCGCUUCUCCAUAAAAGUUGUCAUUAGCAGAGGGAAGCAUGAAGUGCUGUAAGAAUUUUUCUGGGAAAACUGCAGAUGACAUGUCUCUCCAAACCAUCACUGAUCAUCAGUAAAUUUUACAUUUCAUUUAAAGUAAAUCAAGGGAGGGAGCAGAGUCUGGAGGAAGAGUGGAGAGACACACAGUCCAAACUGCUCGAGGUCUAGUGUGAAGUUUCCACCAAUCAGUGAUGGUUUGAAUAAAUGAGUGCUCGCCCAGUUCCGAUUUCUGAGCUCACUUGGGGGAGGGGCUUAUUGAUGCUGGUUUGUUUUCACACACAAGAACUAUCCAUCUAAACUGCAAAAUUUAGCUCUUUCAGGCCGCAUUUAGGUCCCGCUAGUGCUGCAGUUAGCGGCUAGUGCUAAUGCUGCUGCACCCAGCCUUAGUGCUGGUGAAACUUCACUGAAAACGUACCCUUAGACAUACUGUAAAUAAACGGAAUCACUUUACCCACCCAAAUAAACAGUUUUAGAAGACUAAUCUGUGUAGAUUAACAUCCAGCACUUGUUUGACUUAACUAUUACAAGGGAAACAUGGCGACACCCUCGCUCCCUACGAUGUAGGCUUCCUUACUAGUGUCAUUUAAUAAAGCGCCUUAUAAUCUGGUGCACCUUAUAGUCUGAAAAAUACGGUAACAGUUCUUUUAGGAUGCAUAUCAUUUAACCUUUUCACCAAACAAGCAGCUGUGUGGCUAGUGUGAAAAUGUAAAUCUUUGUACACUUCUUUAUUAAGUUCUAAAAUCUUGGAAACUUGAUAAUGGAUAGUAUGUUUUAUAUAAAGGCAUUUUAUAUAAAAAGGGAAAUUAAUGGAGGCAUAUAAUACAAUCAGCCCGGAAUUAGACAAGGCCAUCUGUGCUGUGUUUUAUUUUUUUUCUCUUAAACGUAGAUCCAUUCAAAUGAUUCAAAGUUAUGAAAUCCCACUGAAUUGGACUGAAUACUCCUACUGUUCAUUCAUUCUUCGUUUUUUUUUUUUUUUUUUUUUUUCUGCUCGGAUGUAAGAGAGCAGAUUUGCACAGAUGCCAGAGUUCAAUCAAAACCCCUGGCAGAGAAUUUUAACUUGGAAGAUCUUCUCUUCCUCCCACAACGGCAGGUGGAGGGUUUCGUAAGUUAUUUGGAAACAAUGAAAAACAUGGAUGCCCUGAACUUGUCCCAGGAAUCUGCCAAUCAGGAGAGAUCCAGCACACCUGACCCGACCUGAAGAAUUACUUUUUUAAUACAGGGUUUAAUACAGAUAGUUAUUAGUAGGUGUUGAAGAACGUUUUUGUAAAUUUGAUUUAUAGAGUAGUGUGGAAAAAAAGUACUAGUGCAUCUCACAAAAUUAGAAUAUGAUUGAAAAGUUACUUUAUUUAUGUUUUUCAUGUUAAAAUGUGAAACUCAUAUAUUAUAUAGAUUAUAUAUAAAGUCAGUGCAGUUUUGUUUCCCAGAAAAUCUUACAGCACUUCAUGCUUCCCUUUGCUGACAACUUUUUUUUAUGGAGAGGCGGAUUUCAUUUUUCAGCAGGACUUGGCACACGGCCCACACUGCCAAUGAAAAAGGAACAAUUGCUCUUAUAUAAUAUUACAAUGUUCUAAUUUUUUGAAACACUGAUUGUUUUUUUUUUUUCUGUGUGUACUACAUCUAUAUAAUAAAUAUAUAGAAAUUUUACAUUUUUAACUGAAUUACUGAAAUAAAGGAACUUUUCACUGAUAUUAUAUAUAUAUAUAUAUUUUUGCGAUGCACUAUUAGGUUUUUUUUUUACACUACUUUUUAAAUCUUAAUAUACAAAAACCUUCCUCAACACUCACUGACAACGUCUUUUAACAUAGUUAAAGGUACUAUUUUGGAGAUACUUCUUUUUCUUUGGAAAGUGACAGCAUUCACAACAGUUCUGUGGAGUAAAUAACUUUAUUGUAGGGGAGAUUUAGGUGGCAUUAAAGUCGUCUCGUUUCCAGACGUCAGACCACAGAAACCUUCCCGUCUUCCUGUCUCAGAAAUGGAUCAUUUCACAUCAAUCACACCACUCUGAAGAGCCUAGUCAUGCUGCAAGCUGCAAGCAAAGCGUUUCGGUAACCAGAAAUCCCCGUUAAGAGUGAGGAGGAGCAUGCUGGGAGUUCCAUGGACCAGAGCUGGGGAGUUAGAGAGGUGUGUGUCUGUAAGAAAAGACACUCAGACACUGUUUGUCAUGGGUUUUCCAGGGUAAAGAGCACAAUGAGUUGGAACUCCCAUCUGCCUGCAAUUGCGGUUCCUCUAAAAUAACAGCGGAGAGAGAGUUCUGAGCGGAACAAGGAGCGAAAAACAACUGAUUCAUGAGAAGAAGAGCCAGUACAGAUGGGAUCCUUGGCUGAUUUCUUCUGCCCAUCUGCCCAAGUCCUGCAAGACCUGCAGAAUCUGAGUCACGGAUUCAUCCGCCACGCCGCGGCCCACGCCGACUGAGCCGGGUAUAGGAAGCCAAUAUGGUGGAGAACGAUUUGAUGUACGACCAACAUCCAUCCCAUUUGUCUCAUUAUCACAGAGUGCUCUGACAGAAGCUCCACAGGAUCUGAAGGUUCAGAUAAACAAGAUCCUCCUGUCUGGUUGAGUGGUUUCAGGCCUCGCUCUACUCAACACACAUUCAACAUGGUACUGUGCCCUCUAGUGGCCGGCACUAAGAAGGGAAAGUGAUGUGAUACAUGAAAAAUCUUAUAUUUAUAUGUAUAUUAUUGUCAUUAUUUUAUCAAAAUGUAUACGUUACACAGGGGUUGGACAAUGAAACUGUAACACCUUUAUUCAUUUAAUCAUUAAUUGCACAUAAUUGCAAUUGAGUUCAAGAUGUGUGAAGGUUGGUUCAAUUAGCAGGGUAAGAGCACAGUUUUGCUCAUAUUGCAAAUAUUGCAAUGCACACAACAUUAUGGGAGACACACCAAAGUUCAAAAGAGGACAAAUUGUUGGUGCACGUCUUGCUGGAGCAUCUGUGACCAAGACAGCAAGUCUUUGUGAUGCAUCAAGAGCCACGGUAUCCAGGGUAAUGUCAGCGAGAUACCACCAAGAAGGACCAACCACAUCCAACAGGAUUAACUGUGGACGCUGUAAGAGGAAGCUGUCUGAAAGGGAUGUUCGGGUGCUAACCCGGAUUGUAUCCAAUAAAAAACAUAAAACCACGGCUGAUCAAAUCACGCAGAAUUUAAUGUGCACCUCAACUCUCCUGUUUCCACCAGAACUGUCCAUCAAGACCAGGUGUUUCAGUUUAGUCAUUGUCCAACCCCUGUAGAUAUCGAAUGUAAAUAAUUGGUCUAUGUCUUUGUAAACUGUUGUCUUCUUUAAUGGUAUGAGGAUGGUGGGUGUUUGAGUUGUCUUUGUUUUUUUUUUGUUUUUUUUCUUUAAUCAGGUGCAAUGGUGUGUAAAAACAAAAAAAAUAUGCUGCAUUUUAUCAGUAUCAGGACUGUAGGGAUGUUCUUUUUCCAGCCCUCUCUCAGAAAUAAACUCUUCAGAAAUAAAAGUUUAUAUAACCCGUAA